Messenger RNA from Octopus sinensis (East Asian common octopus), 2231 nucleotides. RefSeq names its product sialate O-acetylesterase-like. Lineage: Eukaryota; Metazoa; Mollusca; Cephalopoda; Octopoda; Octopodidae. The record is from RefSeq and is a predicted model, not a curated record. Gene Ontology annotation, biological process: carbohydrate metabolic process. Bases 657 to 2171 code for a protein of 504 amino acids. Gene Ontology annotation, molecular function: sialate O-acetylesterase activity. The transcript is spliced from 11 exons.
UAUAGUCAAACCUGAUGCAAGUCUAACAUUUAUUCCAAAGACCACGGCAGGAUCUGAACUAAGAGAAUAAGAAAACCAUUAUUAAUAAUAAUAAUAAUGUAUCAAAAAUGAGCGGUCAAUAAGGAGAAACAAUCACUUUGCUGUUGCUGUCACGGUGGAGAUGGUCGCCUUAUUACUUAAAAUUUGAAAUAUAAAUAUUCAGCUAAAUCUGGUGAAUAUUUAGACGCUUUGGUUAUUUACAUUUCCGUUAUGACAUAGAUUUUGAUGGCAGUUAUAAUCGGUUAAAGUAUUUAACACGUACAUUAGUCGUCAAACAACGAAAGACUGGAAUGUUGAUGGUGACCUCCAGAUGAUUUGCAUCAAGAAUGAGGGAGGAAAAAAUACCUAAGUACAACUAAUUUGUCAGUGAACUACACAUUUUGAUAAGAUCGUAUUUCGCGUGACUAAGAGGGUACUGACAUUUCGAGCUAAACAUUUAAGUAAAACAAAAAUAAUUUUACAAUCUGUCAUAUUCCUACUUCAGUCGAACAGCAUUUUUUCUGAUAUAACAUCUAUUGUUCAUAAUUACUGACACUUCAAGUAACACACACAUCAAGAAAGAAAGCGGACAGAAAAUUCAUAGCCUGAUCGACAAUUAGAUUAUUACAAUUAAAACAAUGCGAAACCAGUUUUUUCCAUUUCUUUGGGUUUUAUUGAUGAUACACGGUCCAUUUCCAUGUUGCACCACGCCAGACCCACAAUGCAAUUUUUCAGGGAGUCAAAACAUCCGAUUUGCCACUUACUACAGUAACAACAUGGUGUUACAAAGAUCCCCACAGCGAGCAAUCGUUUGGGGAUAUUCAACACACAGCAACACCAACCUCACCAUUAAAAUAGAUGAUGUCAUCGUACUGAAGACGAUUAGUUAUUUUCAUCCGGUUAUCAAUGCUAGUAUAUGGACCGUGAAAUUACCGGCAAAGGAAGCUGGUGGACCACACGUUAUCACUGUCCAGUCGUCUCUGUCCACUAUCAAACUGGUUAAUGUUUUGUUUGGAGAUGUAUGGAUAUGUUCCGGUCAAAGUAACAUGCAGUUUACGACAAUGAUGGCUUUCAAUGGUAGCAACGAGGCUAAAGGUUCCAUACAUUAUCCACACAUUCGAGUAUUUACUACAGCAUAUAUGGCCGCUAAUCAACCGGAAUACGACGUCAAAUGUGCUCUGGAACAAUGGUCGGUCGCAUCACCUGAAGCAAUAGCGUCGUCAAAUUGGAUGUAUUUCUCGGCCAUCUGUUGGAUGUAUGGCCGACGUCUCUACGAAGAACACAGAAUUCCAAUAGGUUUAGUGAGUUCUACAUAUGGUGGCACUCCAAUUGAGGGGUGGUCCUCACCUGAUGUUUUGAAGAAAUGUCCAGAAACCAAAAUCUCGUUUACAAAGUCUUCAUUCUGGAAUGCUAUGAUUCAUCCAUUAUUAAAUAUGACAAUCCAUGGAAUUAUCUGGUACCAAGGUGAAUCGAACGCUCAGCAUCCCAAACAAUAUUCGUGCUUGUUUCCAGCAAUGGUUGCCGAUUGGCGGCAAAAAUUUAAUGAAGGUUCAUACAAUCAGACAUCUUCUACAUUCCCAUUCGGAUUCGUGCAGCUUGCUCCCUAUCAUAACCUCGGGUUCCCUGCCCUUCGUUGGGCGCAGACAGCUAGUAAAGGUUAUGUACCAAAUGAAAAACUCCCCAAUGUUUUUAUGGCUGUAGCUAUGGACUUACCAGAUCCGACUUCUCCGUACGGAUCAGUCCACCCGAGGUACAAAGAAGACAUUGCAGACAGAUUAAUCAAAGGAUUGAAAUCUUUAGAUUAUAACACCAUAAAUAAUGCUUACCAAGGACCGUUUCCUCAGACAUUUCAGAUGAGAAACGGUGAGAUAGAGAUACAGUACAACAGAGUGCUAGAUAUCCUUUCGCAUAAAGGAUUCCAGAUUUCCUGUGCUAAACACAACGAAUGUCGAAACAGCAUGUGGUUAAGCAUUGAAUCAUCAACCAACGAGAACCAGACAUCGAUUUUUCUCUCCAGCAACGUGACAUGUUAUGGAGAGCGUGUGUGUGACAUACGUUAUGCCUGGCAAGAGAGUCCCUGUCCACUGAAGAAAUGUCCAAUCUAUAGUCAAGGAACCAAUCUUCCAGCAGCGCCGUUUUGGCACCGAUUUUGAAGAAAUACACUACUUUAUUUUCUUCUUCUUCUUCUUCUUCUUCUUCUUCUUCUUCUUCUU